This is a messenger RNA of Dacryopinax primogenitus, 2590 nucleotides long. RefSeq lists its product as uncharacterized. The coding region runs from base 13 to 2388 and encodes 791 amino acids. The record is from RefSeq and is a predicted model, not a curated record. NCBI's taxonomy places the organism in Eukaryota, Fungi, Basidiomycota, Dacrymycetes, Dacrymycetales, Dacrymycetaceae. The transcript is spliced from 8 exons. Gene Ontology annotation, biological process: regulation of DNA-templated transcription; DNA-templated transcription. Gene Ontology annotation, molecular function: DNA-binding transcription factor activity, RNA polymerase II-specific; zinc ion binding; DNA binding. Gene Ontology annotation, cellular component: nucleus.
AUCACCCCCUCUAUGCCAAAAGCAGCAGCUCCUGCGACAGGGCCUACCCUCGCUCGCAACCAGGCAUGUCAUACAUGCAGGAAGCGUAAACAAAAGUGCGAUGCACAACGACCAUUUUGUGGGGGAUGUGUGAGAUCGUGGAAAGCAAGAGGACAGACGAUCUCCGACACGGCGGGCGGAACUCCAGCAUGUACCUACGACGAUCCUUGGGACUUCGUGCCAGGAAACACUAUGCACGACGCGCAAACGAUCGACCAUCUAAAAGCGCGCAUAGGGGAGCUCGAAAAGAACCUCCCGGGACGACCGACGCACCCUCACUCGCACUUGCAUCCCGAUCCUCCCUACGUCAAUGGAGGCAUCUUCCAUGGCUUAAACGGAUCGAAACCAUUCAGCAGCACUGCGACGACGCCAUACAACCAACCUGUAACCGGAUUAACCGCAUUAUUUGGAACGCCUGAUCUCACACCAUCGAUGAGCGCCAACAGCUCUGCGAACGGUUCACCACAAAGUUUUGGUCCGAUGUUCUUCAACAACUGGCCGGCGCAUCUCCCUCUCCCAGACAUGCUGCAUCACCUCGUUGAUGUAUUCUUUGCCCAUUUCCCCCUCGCUGCGCGGAUUAUUCAUAGACCCUCCUUCCUCCAUGGCCUUACCCACUCUCCGUCAGACCCUCUCUUCCCUCCCGCAUCUCUGUUGCAUGCUAUAUGCGCAUAUGCGUCCAUGUUCUCUCCCGCGGUUCCAACCCCUAUCAUCCAAGAUACACCGCCUCCAGACCAGGGCGAUCAGCCGCCAAAGAAGCCUGUGAAACGCCCGGAGAGUUUUGGUGACUUACAGGCGCGCUUGGCCAGGAGCUCUGCAGACGAGAGUACAGCGCUAGGGCUACAUCUAGUUGAGAAUUUCCAAGCCAUAACCAUUUUGGGAUGGUACUGGUUUGCCCAGGCGAGAUGGGUCGAGCUAUGGAUCUGGUCCGGAGUCGCUCUUCGACAAGCGGUUCCAUUGGGACUGAACGUUUCGGACGAAAUCCCUACGACCUUGAACAGGUCCGGGAAGACCGCGCUUCUUCCUUCUCUCCCUGACACGGUUGAGGGAAGGAUCGACAUGGAGAUGAGGAGGAACACGUUCUGGGCCGCGUAUCUGUUAGAAAGAUACGCCUGCGCAAGUGCCACCUGGGCAAACUCGCUAGAUGAGCAAGACAUCUCCACGGAGCUUCCUAUAUGUCAGGCAGAUUGGGAACAAGGCAUCAAGCUGGAGUAUCCACGGCAACGGCUGGGGACCGUAGACGUGCUUACUUCGCACCCUCAGGAGAUCCUUGACGCGUUCGGCAUGCAUGUGAAGGCGGUCCAUCUCAUGUCCCGAGUCCAUCUACACAACCUUAGGUUCCGCACCAGUCCCCAAGCCGUCGGUGUGUCAAACCCGCGGGAGGCUCCAGCAUUCAAGCAACUUGAUGGUCUGAUCGCAGCAUUCGUUUAUUCGCUGCCAGCGAAGUUCCGUGAUCCGUUCAAGGCAGACAGUGGGAAUGUAUUUGAUGCAAACUUGUAUAUGGUUGCCGUACUCCCCCAUUUAGCCGUCAUCCACCUCCAUGAUCCGCACGUUGUUGCUACCGAUCCCAACGACCCUUCGGCAGACCGAGUUUUGUCUGCGGCACGGGCCAUUCUACACACUGUAUACAUCCUAUGCAGCACGUCAUUCGACAUCACCUUACUUAUUCAUGCGUGCUGUCAGGCAUGGUACCUCGCUGCUCGUGUCCUUGUCCGUUUCUUGAAAGCCAAGAUUGAUGGUCAAGAUCGAGACGCGGCAAUCACGCUUCGUGGAGAAAUCCAGGUCUUCCAGCUCGCCUUAUCGAGAAUAGGUGAGAAGGUGCCUCUAGGCCAACGCUUCGGCAAAAUGCUAGCAGAAUUGCUGGAAGCCGAGAUGAGCGAAGUUGAGGAGAGGCUCCGGCUUCACUGCGAAGAUAAGGAAAUGUGGGACACCGGCAUUGGCCCGAUGACUGGCGUCGUUACCGGCACGACACCCUUCAAUCUGUACCCCAGCCGGGAGACGAGCGUCUCCGUUAGUGGUGGUACUGGCAGCGCGUCACUUAACGGUGCUGCGACGCUGGUCGAAGUGGAGAGCCCGCCGGAAAUGCAGAGCCUACCACCUAAUGGGCUGCAGGGCGCCAUCCUUCCUCAGCUUCCUCCAGACCCGCUAGACGACCUCAGCCCCAUGCAGGGUUUCGACAACCUUCUUUCUUUGGAUAAUCUAGGCCUCGGAAUGGGCCUACCCCAUACCCUGUCCCUUGGUACUGAAAUCGGCAUUGAUAUCGAUUUCGGCACGCUCGGGACACUCGGUAACCCCAUGAACUCCAUGACGAACCCUUUAGGUAACAUGGGUGCCACCAUGGGCAUUGUAUGAUCUUUGCUGGCGGGAUCUCAGUCUGUCCUUACUUGGUCUUCCUUUUCCUUUUCGGAACGGUUCUGUGCUGAAUAUGUUCUCCUCCUCUCUGUUCGAUUAUUAUUUACUUCUCAGCGACUGCUGUGUGGAUCUAAGUAGGCCGCUACCGGCGCACAAAUCCCGAAAUUGGCUGUAUUAGAUGUUAAUACUUGUAAUUCUAUGG